This is a messenger RNA of Penaeus chinensis, 3717 nucleotides long. Its product is annotated as ninjurin-1-like. The coding region runs from base 348 to 839 and encodes 163 amino acids. NCBI's taxonomy places the organism in Eukaryota, Metazoa, Arthropoda, Malacostraca, Decapoda, Penaeidae. The record is from RefSeq and is a predicted model, not a curated record. The transcript is spliced from 3 exons. Gene Ontology annotation, biological process: cell adhesion; tissue regeneration. Gene Ontology annotation, cellular component: membrane.
CAAGCGAGCUCAUUGGUCGCCCAGACGCCAGAGGGGACACACCGCACUCGCUCGCUCCCCUCCCUUACCCUCGCUCCCUUUACCUGCUUCCCUAUUUUUUUUAUACCUUCGCUCUAGAUUCAUACGUGUUGCCUUACCCUACUACCCUUUACUUACACCACCCUCCCCAGUCCUUAUUUUAUCCGUUCACCGUUCAAAACAAGUGCCAAGGGAAGAAGACGAGGACAAAAAAGUUCUCGUUCACGGCUGAACGUGGGACGACCCGAUCGGUAUAGCGAGGCCAGUGCCUGCGAGGGAGAGGACUCGAGCGGAGGACGAGAACAGAGCUUGCCUGACGUCGAUUGUGGAUGUCGAGUCGACUCUUCACUCCGACAAACAAGGUGGACGCACUCAAAGACACCAACGGCACCGCCAUGUCCGUGGAACCUCAAGUAAUGACAGUAGGCGGCGGCAAGACCUUGGACCCGAACCGCUAUGCCACGAAGAAGACGGUCGCUCAGGGCAUGCUCGACAUCGCCCUCCUGACGGCCAACGCCUCGCAGCUCAAGUACGUCCUCAGGAUCGGCGAGAAACACGAGUUCUACAGCCUUAUGCUCGGCCUCAUCAUCACGUCGCUGAUCCUGCAGGUGCUGGUGGGCGUGUUGUUCCUCAUAAUCGGCGGGAUGGACAUUAACGACCCAAAACAGCACACGGUCGCGGACAUCCUAAACAACGUUAUCCUCCUCUUCGUGUUUCUGAUCUCCGUGGACAAUGUGGUGCUCUCUUCCUUCGGGCUUGAACAAAUGAACAUUCACCCGCCGGGAACACCGAUUAAUGGCACGAGCAACAAGGAGCUUUGAGGGGACAUCUUUUUUUUUUUUUUUUUUUUUUUUUUUUUAAGGGGGGGGGGGUGUUGUUCCCUGUUUCAGAGGCUUAUCUCUAUUUUGUAAAAAAAAUGAUAAUAAAUGAGUUCGUGGACACAUCUAACCUUGUGAAAUUUGAUUAGGUAGUUGGUUCUUGACGUCGUAAAUGUUUUUUUUUUUUUUUUUUUUUUGUGAUCUGUAUGUUUUAUGGUGUGGCUGGAGUUAAGUAAAUAUAUCUGGCUAGACAUAAACACAACGACUACCUUAUAAAGUUACAAUUUGCUUGAUUUUUCUCCGGGAAUGAGACCCAGAAAUCAUCCCACGAAAGCCAAAUUUGUGUCCGUUUUGAAAUACCCAAGCAAGCACACCCGUGAAUACCCCAGAUCACAGAGACAUUUAAGACGUCAGGAGCAUUCAUUGUGCACGCGACCUCCAACAAGGCUUUACGAUUCCUGGUACAUACACUGACCUUAGAACAACGGCCACCACACAGCUUCCUAAACCUUGUUCCUCUGUGAUCCUGGCCCGUGCCUCUCUCCCUGUACUUAAAGGUACACAGCGUGUCAAUGUGCAGUAUGUCUAUUACACUUGGCAUGCGAAACUUUUAAGGAAAAACAAGAAACGUAAUUUAAGUGGUGUUGGGACCUAUCUUUCAUAAGCAGUUGAGUCAGUCGUAGUCAUUUAUCCGAUGCUGUCUGUAGCUCGACAGUGAAUGUGCUCAGUUGGAAAUUCUUUCUUUUCUUUCUCUUUCUCUCUCUCUAUCUAUCUAUCUAUCUCUCUCUCUCUAUAUAUAUAUAUAUAUAUAUAUCGCUCUCUCUCUCUCUCUCUCUCUCUCUCUCUCUCUCUCUCUCUCUCUCUCUCUCUCUCUCUCUCUCUCUCUCUCUCUCUCUCUCUCUCUUCUCUCUCUCUCUCUCUCUCUCUCUCUUGUAUAAUGGACUUUUUUGUUCCGAAUCUGGUACUUCAAGAACCGCAUGGCGUCACCUGGAAACGAACGGUGGCUGCUUGUGCAUUUCCUGAAGACAACUUUUGGAAGAUUGAUAUUAUUCAAAAUUGCACUAUUUCUUAGGAAGUAUAAAUGUCGUUGCUUUAAGUGAUUUCAUUGUGAUUUUCGUUUAAAGAUAAUUGAACAUAGAUUGGCACUUUCCACGCAUCGUAGAAAGUUUCAAAUUAAGGAAUAUGUUUUGGUGACCAGAAUCUCAAAAAGAAAAUAAUACAUAUUAAAAAAAAAAAACGAAAGUAUUUCACUUCAAAUUUGUAUGAGUAAGCAAUACAUAAAUAAGUUGUAUGUGGUUUGUAUAGAUACUAAGAAUCUCAUCUUUAUUGUCAUGUCAGAAUUUAAAAAAAUAAGAAUAACUAUUUUAAAGACAAGCAAUACAUUUUAUUAGCAAUAUAUAUAUGUGUGUGUGUGUGAAGACGAAAAUAAAAUGUAUCUGAAGUCCAGUACCUAUAGAUGGCGCCUCUUUUAUAUUCAAGUAGUCUGGAGUUGAACACUAUUACGCGGUGUUUUAGGUCUCUUCGCGUUCGAUUAGGUACAUUUCUUCAAGGCUGAUUAAAGAUCCUCCUUUUUUUCCUGUGGGCGUGACCGCAACGAGGUUUACGUAGCUCGAUUACCAGACAAAUAUAUAUACAUAUAUAUAUAUACCUUUGGCUUCCGUCAGCAUAACUCCCGUUUCUGUGCUGGUUCUCGAAUCGAAUCUUCUUGUUUGACCUUUUUGCAAUUGUAUGGGCCUAAGCAGCUAUUAGUAAUUGUUCAUAACAAUAGAUUAUUACACGAAUGAUUUCCUUGGAUUAUUAUGAAAUUUGAAUUGCGUGACAAUCAAGGUGUAAAAAAAAAUAAUAUGAAUGUUCUCUUCCCCCAAACAUUUUUAACCGUGUGAGUUCGAGAGAGCGAGACAAUACUCUCAGCUGAAAAUAUACAUACAUAGGUCGAGGAAAAUAAUAAGUGUAGCGAAGCUGUGACGAGACCGAAGGAAUAGCUGAGUUACAGAUGACGAAAUUAUACUUUGCCUGGAAGAAAACGGUAUCAUGAUGAGAAAAUGACACUCGUUAAAAUGAUAAAUUAUAAGACUUCAUGUAGUGAUUAGUGUUGCCGCUGAGCUUUGUCAACUUGGUCUUUACGAUUUCCAGGACUUCGCGAAUUGUUCAGAAUUAAUUACUCAUAUUCUUGUGUAUUUUUUGUUUCGAGUUACAUGCCCACAACAAUCACGUGAAAGGGACUUUUCCAUAUCCCAAAUUCAAUCAUUUGCAUAUCAUUUGAUAUGAUAAACAUAACGAUCAAAGUUUUACUAAAGGAUACGAAGCGAGUUAUGCUAAAUACUAGUCUUUAUCCAUAUUAGACUAUUUUUCCCAUUUUCCAACAAAUUCGACAGAAGACAGAGACUCGGAAAACGUACUGAUCAAAGUCGCUCUUUCGGCUCACAAAAGGUUACACUGCUAUCAUCUAGUUGAGUUAAGGUUGCUUGAUAAAACGUUUGAGUACUUUCCUCUUUGUUGACUAUUAUGUACUGUGAUACACUGACCUAAGUACAACACUAAGUGUUAUUUUACAAUCGCAAGUUUGUAUCUAGCAAUAGACAGUAUUUUUAAAUUGUUAAUGUUGUAAAUCACAAGAAAUUUUGUAAAUGUGCUCGAGGUGAAAGUUAGGUACAUAACAUCUUACGAAGUUUAUUGGUAAAGAAAAUAUUAAACUUACAAAUCACAGUAACAUGUUCAUACGUAACGACAAAUACAAUGAAGUAUAUAUCUAUAUUCUAAACCGUAAGUUGGAAACCAAAACACUUAGCACAAAAAUGUUACUUAACUCUUCACCUGACUGAUAUUUUUCCCAACUAUGUACAUACUUAUGGUGUGAUUUCAAAUAAACAAAGAGAGAUUA